This is a messenger RNA of Aspergillus mulundensis, 675 nucleotides long. RefSeq lists its product as uncharacterized. Lineage: Eukaryota; Fungi; Ascomycota; Eurotiomycetes; Eurotiales; Aspergillaceae. Bases 1 to 675 code for a protein of 224 amino acids. The record is from RefSeq and is a predicted model, not a curated record. The transcript has 3 exons.
AUGCCCGCGCAAAAGCUACAGUUCAUCCACAGCACAUCGGCACCCCAAGCCGAUCCGACCGCAUCCCAGCGGCGACUCGCGCGGUCCCACGCCGCGCGCUCCACCCACGCCAAAGAGCGCCGGCUGCGGACAAUGCAGUACCAGGCCCAGAAGGCCGAGAAGGCCCGUGAGGCAGCUAGGCGUGCUCCUGCUCCCGUGCAUACAGCAGGAUUCGAACACGGCCUGACACCCCAACCUAACCACAUCCUCUCAUACCACCGGCGAGACCCAUUCGCCAGCUCGGUCAGGAGUCUGGGCCCGAUGGAGCAGAUGCUCUUCGACCACUACAUCACCGUCGUCAUCCCCCUAAUGCGCUGCAACGCGUUGGACAGCCACUUCGCCCGCAACAUGACGCUGGCCUGGAUCCCGCUCGCGCUGUCAGAGGAGGGCCUGCUGAACAUCCUCUUCCUCGCUUCGUCUCGCCAUUUGAACGAAUGCUACCGCCAGCGGCAGCAGGCGCCAUUCCACCGCAUGGCAUUCCAGUAUAAGCUGCAUCUGCUACGGUCGCUGCGGGAGGCGAUCGAUGUGGAAACGCCGCGUUUUACAGAUAUGACAGUGCUGAAGGCUAUAAUGUUGGCGUAUGACGAGGACGGUACUGACAAAGACAGCUCUGGACGAAUGAUGAGACGAUCAUGA